AUGAAUGAUGUUUUGAAUGAGAUUCUGGACGAAAAUCUCCCUAAAUUAGCCCAGAUUUAUCAGAAACAUGUAGACUGGGCACCUCACGUCCUCAGCCUGGUUCACACCGGCAUGAGGUGGAGAAAAUCCCAGAAAUAUCAUCACUGCAUCAAAUUCUUAUCAUUGGGUGAUAGUUGGGAGAAAGAUGGCACUCUUAUCGUCCUGAUGGAGUUCGGUUGUUACGAUAUAUUCGUCUUUACUUUAGACGAAAAAUGUACAAAUUUGCGCCAGGGAUUGGCCCAAACAAAUUUACUAAAUUUUACAAACGGUUCAUUUUUUUGCGUACACGAGAAACACAUCUCCGCUCUUUUGCAAAUUGCCGACGACAAAAACAUAAAACUGUCAUACGCUCCUGAUCCAUAUAUUAUGUUUGUUUUGCCUCCAGAAAUAGAAAUUUCGAUUUACCCUUCUGGUGCUUAUGUUAAAAAACUAGAUGCGACUUUUGCCAAUCAGAUUAACUCAUUUUGGGCGUACGGUGCUCCAGGAUUUGACUUACGCUAUUUAGAGUCUUUACUCGAAAUGAAUGGGGGGUUUGGAGUGUUUUUGGAGAGCACGAACGAAAUAGUUGCGUGGAUUGUGAGACAUUGUUUGGGUCACAUCGGCAUGCUUCAGACUAAAGAAGAGUUCAGGAAAAACGGUUAUGCCGUUCUUGUUACCAAAGUUUUAGCUGAGGAAAUCAGGAAAGACGGGAUUUUUCCGUUUGCUACAAUUCAUUCAAGUAACGCGGCUUCAAUUCGCAUGUUUAAAAAAAUUGGUUUUAGCGCAAUUGGAACUUGUGCAUAUUUGAAUUUUAACAAUAAAUAAUUUAAUUGUG
This is a messenger RNA of Tribolium castaneum (red flour beetle), 853 nucleotides long. RefSeq lists its product as uncharacterized. The transcript is spliced from 2 exons. The record is from RefSeq and is a predicted model, not a curated record. Gene Ontology annotation, molecular function: acyltransferase activity, transferring groups other than amino-acyl groups. Bases 1 to 843 code for a protein of 280 amino acids. Lineage: Eukaryota; Metazoa; Arthropoda; Insecta; Coleoptera; Tenebrionidae.